UUCUCUAUUUGGACGGAUGUCCUGCCCUCUGGCUGUUCCCGGUUGAGGCGGGACAGCGGGAGCCAUGGCGGGUGUGACCGAUGUUCAGCGGCUACAGGCCCGGGUGGAGGAGCUGGAGCGCUGGGUAUACGGACCAGGCGGGUCUCGCGGCUCGCGGAAGGUGGCUGAUGGCCUGGUCAAGGUGCAGGUGGCUUUGGGGAACAUCGCCAGCAAGAGGGAGAGGGUGAAGGUUCUGUACAAAAAAAUUGAAGACUUGAUCAAAUACCUGGAUCCUGAGUACAUUGACCGCAUUGCCUUACCUGAUGCCUCCAAGCUGCAGUUCAUCUUGGCAGAGGAGCAGUUCAUUCUCUCGCAGGUUGCACUUCUGGAGCAGGUGGAGGCUCUGGUGCCCAUGCUGGACAGCACUCACAUCAAAGCCGUUCCUGAGCAUGCCGCCCACCUGCAGCGCUUGGCCCAGAUCCACAUCCAGCAGCAGGACCAGUGUGUGGAGAUCACUGAGGAGUCCAAGGCGCUCCUGGAGGAAUACAACAAGACUACAAUGCUUCUCUCCAAGCAGUUUGUGCAGUGGGAUGAACUUCUCUGCCAGCUAGAAGCUGCCAAGCAAGUGAAGCCUGUGGAAGAGUGAAUGGCGCUUCCCAUCCCAGAGUGGGCUGGGGCAGCCAGGCUCCAGGACCUGUGCCAGCCUGCCCUUGUAAGAGAGCAGAAAAGAGGUGGCUCUGUAUUUAUUGGAUUCAAGACCUACCUGGCUGCACUCAGGUGGGGCUCUGAGGUCAGAGGUCUGGUUACUUGAGAUUUGCUCUUUGCACCUCCUCCCCUCAUCAGUAUCCUGUUCCAGUGACAAUAAAACUGUAGAGGUCACUGCA
Messenger RNA from Capra hircus (goat), 863 nucleotides. It is a transcript of the gene DCTN3, whose product is annotated as dynactin subunit 3. The coding region runs from base 65 to 625 and encodes 186 amino acids. Gene Ontology annotation, biological process: cytoskeleton-dependent cytokinesis. The record is from RefSeq and is a predicted model, not a curated record. The transcript is spliced from 7 exons. NCBI's taxonomy places the organism in Eukaryota, Metazoa, Chordata, Mammalia, Artiodactyla, Bovidae. Gene Ontology annotation, cellular component: dynactin complex.